UCCCAGACGAGGUUGCGCGGGAUGAAGACGGAAGUGUAUGAGUUUCAUGGUGGAAAAAAGUUCUCAGUUGUUUUCAUGCCACAGUGUCAAAAGUCACGCAUCAGUCGUUUAGCGACUCUUUUGAGAUUGUGUUGAAGCCGUUUGAAGACAACAAAGGGACCAGUACCUCUCAAGGAUGUCGAGUACACGAGGCCCAGUUCAGAUCGUCACAGUGUGUAAGGAGGAUCACUCCUUUGCUUUGGACACCGAGGCUUUGUCUCGGAUUCUGCUUUCUCCGGAGGUCCAAGACAAACAUGUGGUCGUGCUGUCGGUGGCCGGAGCCUUCAGAAAGGGAAAGAGCUUCCUGCUUGACUUCAUGCUCCGCUACAUGUACAGAAAUGGGGAUGAAAAUUGGCUGGGUGGGGAUGAUGAGCCGCUGACUGGAUUUUCUUGGAGAGGCGGUUCAGAGCCGGAGACAACAGGCAUCCAGCUGUGGAGUGAAGUCUUCCUCGUCCAAAAGAGCGAUGGAACAGAGGUGGCAGUACUGUUGAUGGACACUCAGGGAGCCUUUGAUAACCAGUCCACCGUGAAGGACUGCGCCACCAUCUUUGCCCUCAGCACCAUGACCAGCUCAGUACAGAUCUACAAUCUGUCACAGAACAUACAGGAGGACGACCUGCAGCAGCUACAGCUGUUCACAGAGUAUGGUCGUCUGGCCAUGGAUGAGAUCUUCCUAAAGCCCUUUCAGUCUUUGAUGUUCCUAAUCAGGGACUGGAGCUUUCCCUAUGAAUAUGCCUACGGGUUUAAAGGAGGCCAGAAAUUCCUGGAUAAACGGUUACAGGUUAAUGAGUCCCAGCAUGAGGAGCUGCAAACAGUGAGGGAUCACAUCCAUUCCUGCUUCGCCAACAUUUCCUGCUUCUUGUUACCUCACCCUGGGUUGAAUGUUGCCACCAGCCCUGUUUUCAAGGGACAACUUAAUGCUGUUGCCGAUGAGUUCAAAGAGGAGCUGAGCAGCCUGAUCCCUAAACUGCUGCAUCCCGACCGCCUGGCUGAGAAGGAAAUAAAUGGAAACAAAGUGACUUGCAGGGGCCUGCUCGAGUACUUCAAGGCUUACAUUAAGAUUUACCAGGGAGAAGACUUACCACAGCCAAAGAGUAUGCUCAUGGCUACAGCCGAGGCCAACAACCUGGCAGCCGUGGCAACAGCCAAAGAUCAGUAUAACAAGAACAUGGAGAAGGUGUGUGGGGGGGACUUGCCCUACGUGUCUCCCGACUCUCUGGUGGAAAAGCAUCACUUUUACUUAGGAGAGGCUCUUCACAAAUUCUCCUCCACCAAGAAGAUGGGCGGGCAAGAGUUUUGUGACGGUUACCAAGAACAGUUGGAGACUGAGCUGACGGAGAUGUGGGAGUCACUCAGCAAGCACAAUCAGUCAAAAAACCUCUUCAGCGCCUUCCGAACGCCUGCAGUGCUGUUUGUCCUGGUGUGCCUCCUCUACGUGCUGUCAGGUGUGUUGCUCUUCGUUGGCCUGUCGACCUUCGCCCUGGUGUGUGACUGCACUCUGGGUGUGGUCAUGAUGUCUAUGCUGACGUGGGCCUUCAUCCGCUACUCUGGUCGGUACCAUAAUGUGGGAGGAGCCAUCGACCAGGCCGCAGGUGUCGUCCUGGAGCAGGCCACUGUGGUGUUGAACAAGUCGAGAGGUGCAGGAGCCGGAGCCCUCAAGAAAUCCAGUUAGAGGACCUCUGGACCUUUGUAAUCUUGAUGCAAUGCUACCAGCGCACAACACAAGCACACAUUCAGCACUAAAGCCUUAUCAUACCACCCAUUGGAACAAACAUGCGGCUCAACCUCAUUUGGCACAGGGUACAAACAUGAUGCCAAAUCACCAGCAUCUUUAUUAUGCACGUAACUGCCUGUGAAAGUACAGGCUUAUUAAAGGUGACUGGAUUCACUGAGGAAGGGAAUUAAACCAUCCCGAUCCCUCUUAUUGAUUCUUCAUGUCUUAAAUUGACACUGCCAUCAUUUUACAAGUUUACAAUUGGUCUUAAUAGACAAGUUCAUGUUUACCUUUAAACUUAAAACACUUACUUGGUUGUUUAUUGUACGAACAGGGGUAGUCAGGGUGAUUUUCAAACAAAGCUUUGCAGUAUAUCGUGUUACCUUUAAAAAGAAAUGCUGGCUUUAAAGCUUAUACAUUUAUACAUAUUUCUUUGUGGCUAUAUUUUUUUACUUUGUGGCCUUAAAAACAUUCCAUUCUGUUAUGUAGAUUUGCAUUUCUAGAAGGGUCUACUUUGAAGAGAGAAGAAGAUACGCACUUUCUGUAUAGCUUAGUAGAUUUUGAAAGCUGCAUGUAAUGGGAGUUCCAUUGAAUCUCAAGUGCUUUGCCGUUUAUUCCUUAAUGGAAAUAUGUUACACUUUGUAGAUUUUGAUACUAUAUUCUAGACUCUUCUUG
Messenger RNA from Cottoperca gobio, 2428 nucleotides. RefSeq names its product atlastin-3-like. Gene Ontology annotation, molecular function: GTPase activity; GTP binding. The record is from RefSeq and is a predicted model, not a curated record. Bases 176 to 1711 code for a protein of 511 amino acids. Lineage: Eukaryota; Metazoa; Chordata; Actinopteri; Perciformes; Bovichtidae. The transcript is spliced from 14 exons.